Messenger RNA from Rana temporaria (common frog), 15953 nucleotides. It is a transcript of the gene FRAS1, whose product is annotated as Fraser extracellular matrix complex subunit 1. The coding region runs from base 584 to 12631 and encodes 4015 amino acids. The record is from RefSeq and is a predicted model, not a curated record. Gene Ontology annotation, molecular function: calcium ion binding; protein binding. Lineage: Eukaryota; Metazoa; Chordata; Amphibia; Anura; Ranidae. Gene Ontology annotation, biological process: cell communication; homophilic cell-cell adhesion. Gene Ontology annotation, cellular component: membrane. The transcript has 74 exons.
ACGUCUUAGUAUACCGUCCAUAUUAGAAGAAGAACGGGCUUAGUCGGCACUUUGCAUUAGGAAGGUGUCCCAGGCCAGGACGUGUGAGUAGCACUUGUUCAUUGAGGUGAGUGUACACCCGGCCUGUAGGCGUCCCUCUCUCUCUGAGGAGGAGGAGGACGACAUGUGUAACCCCCGGGCACAGGCUCUGUGGUGACACACGCCUCCCUGUUUGUAGAGGAGGGACAGCUCUGUCCCAGUCCCCGGAGGACAGGAGUUUUCUCACUCAGUCCCUGGAGAAGGAGGGGAGAAGAGUGUCCUGGCAGUGCGGGGAAAGUUGUGGGAAGGAGAAGAAGAAGAAGGAGGAGGAGAGUGUGUCUGGGCAGAGCUGACACAGGACCGGCGGCUUCUUGUAUUAACAGCACACGGCGCUCACACCUCUGGACACACACUACUGGGAUGACUGGAUACAUGGGGAGCCCACGCUGAACCACCCACCAUCAUCAUCGUACCAGCAUGGGCACGGGGGACGUGUGACUGCUGCAUCCCCACCACCACCGAUCUCUCAUCGGCUGACCUUUGGAUCUAGUGUGCUCCCUCCACCAUGGACUUCAUGAACAAGGAGAACAUGAACACCUUCCUCGUCUAUUACUUGGCAUUGGUAGCUUUCCUCCACACAGCAGAAGGUGCCUGUGUCUUCCAGGGUUCGCUGUUUGCGAAUGGCACUGAAUGGAAACCAGAAUCUUGUCAAGACUGUACUUGCAAUGACAACAUAGCAAUAUGUGAAAAGACGUUUUGCAGGGAUCCACAAUGUGACUUUACAAAGGGAGAAGUCUUUCGAAUAGAACAUAAUAAGUGCUGUCCAGAGUGUACUUCAAGAAAAGAAGGUGCUUGUCAGUAUGAAGGACAGGAACAUGCUCAUGGCACCCAGUGGGAACAAUCCAAGUGCACUAUGUGUACAUGUAUGCAUGCCAAGGUAUCGUGUGCCUCCAAACCUUGUCCCAAGACGCACUGCAAUGAAGGAGAAGUGGGAGUAGUGGCUCCAGGAGAAUGCUGCCCUGUAUGUUUCGGGACUGGAGAAUCGUGCUCUCUUGGUGGUCAUGUGAUGAAGGAUGGAGAGGAAUGGAAGUUGAGUCAGUGUUCUAAAUGUACCUGCAGAAGUGGGGUGACUCAGUGCUUCACAGCAGACUGUCUCCCCAUGCUGUGUGAUAAGGAUGAAAUCUUGGCUGUUGUUCCUGGAAAGUGUUGUCCCGAGUGCCUUCCGAAGUCUUGCACUGUAGCUGGAAAGAUAUAUGAGCAUGGUGUCCAGUGGAAGAAAAAUCCUUGUUCUACCUGUAUUUGUGAUAAAGGAGAGGUCAAGUGCCAUACUAAGACCUGUUCAUCACUUACAUGUUACAAGGGCCAAACCAAAAUAAAGGAACCAGGCCAGUGCUGUGAGGAGUGUGUGUCCAGCAAAGGGAGCUGCACAGUGAAUGGAUCCAUCAGGUACCAUGGAGAGCUCUGGAAUGGAAGUCACUGUGACUACUGCUUGUGUGACCGAGGGAAAGUGCUUUGCUAUCCAGCACAGUGUUCCAAAGUGGAGUGCUCAUGGGGUGAAGAAUUAGCCCAUUUUGAGGGCAAAUGUUGUCCAGAAUGUGUAUUGAGCACUAGUUACUGCCUGCACAAAGAACAUGACAGAGAGGAAUCUCCUUCAGAUCUGAGUGGAGUUAAACAUUUGAUGAAUGGAGAGAAAUGGAAAGAAGGCCCAUGCACAGAAUGUGAGUGUCAGAAUGGUCAGGUGACCUGCUUUUCUCCGUCUUGUCCCACAUGCCCUCUUGGAAAUCUAGCAGUGAAUGUUGAAGGCCAGUGCUGCCCAGAAUGCAAGCCAGAGCUAUGUAAUCCAGACUGUUUAACCUGCUCUCAGUCCGCUGACCACUGCGACAUGUGUCGGGAUGAAACUUACUUUUUGCAGAUGGGACUCUGUGUGCACAGCUGUGACCCUGGCUUCUAUCUGGACAGCCAAACAUGCCUGGCUUGUAAAGACACAUGUUCCAGCUGUAACAAUGGAUUUGAGUGUACAGCCUGCACGGGAUCUCUGUUGCUCAAAGAAGCACAGUGUGUAACGUCAUGUGGAUUGGGAUACUUCCAAAGCCAUCUUGUUUGCUCAGCUUGUCAUGAAACCUGCUCAGAGUGUAACGGGGCUUCAGAAAAUGACUGUAUAAUAUGCAAGGACCCACUGCAGGUGAAACAUCAGGGACGUUGUGUAGCCAGCUGCGGCCAAGGAUUCUUUGAACAGAAUGGAACUUGUGAAGCCUGUGAUCCUUCAUGCCACACAUGCUCUUUGGAUAGCAGCAGAUGUGUAACCUGUGCCAAAGGCAGAAUAUUUCACCAUGGCAAAUGUGUCCCACAAUGUCCGGAUGGCUAUUAUGCUGACUCCGAUGCAAUGUGUACAGCUUGUCACAAAGAAUGUGCAUCAUGUUCCGGACCACUAGCCAACCAGUGCACCUUCUGCUCCCCUCCACUGGCCUUGCUGAAAGGACAGUGUAUCAACAAUUGCGGCAUAGGAUAUUAUCUUGAUGGAACUGUCUGCAGUGCUUGCCAUCCAUCUUGUCGUAGCUGCCUGGGCCCAGAGGACUCCCACUGCACACAGUGUAUAAAACCAGAGGACUCGCUUCAGGCAGUUCAGGAGUACAGAGGAAAGCCUUAUGGGACGUGCCAGUCUCAUUGCAAGCCUCGUUUUUUCAUGGACAGUACCGGAAUAUGCCAGGAAUGCCACUCCUCAUGUAAAAGCUGCAGCGGAAGUAAUCAUUUAAAUUGUACUGGCUGCCCCACUCCAAAUGUUCUGCACUAUGGGGUAUGCUUGUCAGUCUGCCCUGAGGGAUUCUACCAAAAGGAUACAGCUUGUCAUGCAUGCCACCCAUCAUGUAAGGAGUGCAGUGGUUCUUCCGAUGCUGAAUGUCUAACUUGCCACCCUCAUGCUAGUCUUAUUGCUGGUAUCUGCAAAACCUCAUGCUCUGAUGGACAGUAUCUUAACCUAGUAGGCUAUUGUGUUGAUUGUCAUCCACAGUGUCAGUACUGUGUUGCCAAUUUACAUGAUACUGGAAGUGUGUGUUUAAAAUGCCAGUAUUCCAGAUAUUACUUUCUUGGAGACCGCUGUAUUCCAGAGUGUCCUGCUGGCUUUUUUGUGGAGGGAAGAAACUGUAAAGGUUGCCACCUGUCUUGUAGAACCUGCAGUGGUCCAGGCCUAAACUCGUGUACUUCCUGUGAGGAUGGUCUUGUUUUGUCUCACAAUGGCAUGUGUACUCAGAUUUGUGCUCAAGGAUACUACCGGGAUGGAAAUGUGUGCAAGGCGUGUAACAGCCAAUGUUUAAGUUGUGAUUCAGCAGAGGGAUGUUCUGCAUGUAAAGACCCAAAUAAAGUUUUGCUGUUUGGAGAAUGCCAAUAUGAAAGCUGCACGCAGCAGUAUUAUCUUGACUACAGUACAGGAACAUGCAAAGAGUGUGACUGGAGCUGCAAUGCCUGCAAGGGCCCUUUGAACACUGAUUGCCUGCAGUGUAUGGAGCACUACGUCCUUCAUAAUGGAGCUUGUGUUGAGCAUUGUCCACCCUCCUACUACAAGCAUCGGGACACCUGCAGAGAGUGUGCAGAACACUGCCUGUUCUGCACUGAUUCCAGUCAUUGUAGUCAAUGUGAGGCCCCAUUCUACCUGCUUGAUGGACAGUGUGCUACUGAAUGUGGAAAGCACCAUGUUGUGUCACACUCUGAUCGCAGAUGCCUUGACUGCCCUUCUGGAUGUCUUGAAUGUGAUCAGUCACUGCAAUGUAAAAUCUGUGACAGACAGACAUUUCUAAAGAACCACCAUUGUGUGCCUCACUGUGGGAGUAAUUUUCUGGGAAAUUCUAGGACCAGAAGAUGUGAUGCUAACAUUCAUCCCCCAGUGCUCCUUGUGCAUGGAUCGUUUACAGUUGGUAUUGGGGCAGUGAGACCACUGGAUUUCUCCUUUAUGAGUGUGAAAGAUGUGGAUACUGAGGAGGUCAGUCUUACUUUUCAUGUGGUGAAUGCCCCAACCAAUGGCCGCCUUGUAAAAAUAUUACAUGGCAAGGAGGUUCAUCUCAACAAAGACACAUACUUCAGCUGGAAGGAUCUGAUUGAGCAAAGAGUGAGGUUCAAACAUAGCAAAGAGAAGUCAAGGAGUGGCGUCUUCUCCUUAAAAGUCAGCGAUGGCCAGCUGUUCUCCCAAACAAAAGCCAUCAAUGUUCAAGCUGUGUCGACAAAGGCACCAUACAUACUGAGGAAGGAGGUAAUGCUAGUUGGCAAAGGAGAAAUUGGAGCUCUUACUAGUUCUGUCUUAGACCUGAGAGAUGAUGAUAAUGCCCAGGAUGUUGUAGUUGUCGUUCUUGAGGCUCCUAAACAUGGACAGCUGGUUAUUCCCCCAGGGAAUACACCCAUCCAUAAGUUCCGGCUCGAUGAUAUUAAAAAUGGAGUGCUGCAUUACAAUCAUGAUGGCUCUGACACUCAGGGUGAUGCCAUUCUCUUUCAAUUUAAUGACGGAUACUACUUUGAAAAUAUCCUCUUCCAUAUCAAAGUGUCUGAAAAGAUAAAUGGAGGACUUCAACUUGUAUUAAACUCUGCUGUAUGGGUUCCAGAGGGAGGAAUGCUUCAGAUUUCAAGCAGGCUGCUGCAGUCUAGGGCAUUUGGUGCUGCUGACUCUGAAAUCGUAUACACAAUUACAAGUGAACGCCCAAAAUAUGGUGAAGUUGUGCUUUUGGCUCCUAUGUCUGCUGAUGGACCUGCAGAUAGCUGGCAGCGUUUGCCUGAUGGAAGAUUUGCCACACCAACCACUUCAUUUACACAAAAGGACAUCGAUGAGGGCCUGUUAUGGUAUCGGCACUCAGGGUCCCACUCACAAGGAAGAGACUCAUUUAGCUUUCAGAUUUCCAGUGCCACAACAACUCAGGCACCCCAGGAUAGGCACAUGUUUAAUAUUGGCAUUCUACCAAACCAUCCUGGUGCACCACAGCUUUCUCCUGGAGCCUCCCUUCACAUGACUGCUCUUGAAGACCGCAUGACAGUGAUUGGAUCCCAUUAUCUUUCCUUUGUUGAUGCGGAGAGCCCAAGUGAAAAAAUUGUCUAUAAUGUAACUGUCCCUUUACAGUCACAUGAAGGUACCUUGGAGCACAAAGAGAGACCACGAUCCCCCGUAAGGUACUUUACACAAUCUGACAUAAAUCAAGGAAAUAUUAUGUACCGACCUCCAAGAGCAGCACCUCACAUGAGAGAAAUUAUGGACUUUUCAUUCACAGGACUCCCAGAAACUGUCAAUUUCUUCUUCACAGUUUCAGAUGGAGAGUUUACUACAGCUGAGAUGCCAUUUACUAUCCAUUUGCUUUCAAAUGAUCAGCAACCUCCAGUGUUCCAGAUCACUGCUCCUUUUCUUGAGGUCACGCAAGGAGGAAGAACUCCUAUUGGAAUGCAGCUAACCGCGAGUGACUCUGAUACUGCUCCUGAAGAUCUCUUGUAUGAACUGGUGGAAACACCUCGCUAUGGGGUUCUUUUGAAGUCUGAAGAUGGUAUACAAACCCCUAUGAGUGCAGGUGACACGUUUACAUACGAAGAUGUCAACAGAAACGCAUUACAGUAUGUACAUGAUGGUUCCGCAACUACAGAAGACAGCAUGGAGAUAGCAGUUACCGAUGGUAUUACCUCCACCACAACUCUUGUGAAAAUUGUCAUAUCACUGGCAAAUGAUAAUGGUCCUCGUCUUGUUCCUGGUUGUUUGUUGUCCAUCACUGUGGCUAGCAAAAGUUAUGCCAUUAUCACAAGGACAAACCUUGCUUACAUGGAUAAAAACUCGCACGAUUCCAAAAUCCGAAUCCAGUUGAUUUCUCUUCCAAUGUACGGUGUUCUUACAAAGGCAAAGUCAGGACAAGCAGCAGAGGAGCUCUCGGAGUUCUCCUUUUUUACCAUGGAGGAUAUCAACAGCAGAAAGAUCAAGUAUUCUACGAUAACAGAAACAGAUGACCAGGCAAUUACUGAUUUCUUCCAUUUCACUGUCUACAAUGCAGACAAUGACCGUCUGGACAAUCAGAUCUUUACCGUUAUUAUUACAGCUGUUGAAAGAAGUCUUCCUAUGAUCAGUUCUAGAGAGCAGAGUUCCAUUAGUGCCCUGAAGGUGGAAGAAGGAGGGCGAAUUUCUCUGUCAUCACGUGACUUGUUGCCCGUAGACUCUUUAGCUUUAGGACCUCGAAUCAGGAUACAUAUAGUCACUGGGCCAAAGUUUGGCUAUCUUGAGAACAUCAAAAACGGUGGUCGAACUUCUCUGGGAGGUCAGAUUGGCUCAGACUCUUCCUUUCCAAUUCAGGAUAUCAUAGAAAACUAUAUAUAUUAUGUGCAAAGUGUUCAUGACAGCGUGGAGCCAACUGUUGACUACUUUAGUUUCUUUAUGACAGAUGGAAGCAGCCAAUCUGAGGUUCACAAUGUCACCGUUAUUAUAGAGGGCAAAAAUGAUGAACCUCCACAAAUAUUUUUACUGCCUGUAAGUGUUCAGGAUAAUGCAGGAGCUGUAAUAAGGAACACUUGCUUAAGUGUUCAGGACAUAGAUACACCAGAUAAUGAGCUGAUUUUCCAUGUGACUAAAGCACCUUUAUAUGGGAACUUACGAAGGAGACAGUUCUACUCUGAACCACUGGAUAAUGGCCGCAUUCUGCUUCAAGGCUUCUACUUUACUUAUCAGGAUGUGCUGGAUGAAUUGAUUGUAUAUAUACCUGAGGGUGGAACUGCACAUUCAGAUGAAUUUAGGUUCUCUCUCUCCGAUGGUCUCUACACUGAGAGUGGAAGACUGCAGUUUAAUAUUGAGCCACAGAGGAAGGCAUCCCCAAGGAUGGCAGUAAACAGAGGCCUGCAGAUCUCAGCAGGUUCUACAGCUACCAUAACUGAGAAGAAUUUAAAGGGAACUGACAUAGAUUCAGAUGAUGAAAAACUGCAAUAUGACAUCAAGAAAGACCCUGCUGUGGGACAACUGCUGAUAUCAAAGAACAGUAAUCUGCUACCCAUUUCUGUAAAGGGACCAAUCACCAGCUUUACUCAGUCAGAUAUUAAUAAAGGAUACAUUCAGUACAAGCACAAGAAAGGAGAAUCGGGAGGAAGCUUUGCCUUAAAAUUUGAUGUGGUUGAUACAGAAGAUAAUGCACUGAUAGACCAGUCUUUCUAUAUAAGCAUAUUGGAGGACAAGCAGCCUCCAUCAAUUACUGCCAACAAAGGUCUCACCUUGGAUGAAAACUCCUGGAAGAAAAUUACCACACAGCAACUGUCAGCCACAGAUCAGGACAGCGAACCCAGAGAGCUUCUGUUUCACAUCACUAGACAACCUAGUCUUGGCCGCCUGGAGCACGUGGGUUCCCCAGGUAUAAAAAUUAGCAGCUUCAGCCAGGCGGACAUAGAAUCACGAAGCAUCCAGUACAUUCACACCAGCACAGAGGAGAAGCAUGCAGAUGAUUUCACCUUCACUGUCUCAGAUGGAUUCAAUGAGGUGUCACAAACAUUUUACAUCACCAUCAAUAAGGUGGAUGAUUCGUUGCCUGUGGUUCAAAAUUCAGGAAUGAGGGUGCAAGAAGGUGUUCGGAAGACUAUCACAGAGUUUGAGUUGAAAGCUGUUGAUGCCGAUACUGAGGCAGAAUCAGUCACAUUCACCAUUGUCCAACCACCUCGUUACGGAGUGAUUGAACGAAGCAGCAAUGGGCAGAGCUACCGUCAGACCUCUACUUUCACAAUGGAUGACAUCUAUCAGAAUCGUAUCAGUUACAAUCAUGAUGGAAGUAAUACGCUCAAAGAUAGAUUCUCCUUUACUGUGUCAGAUGGAACCAACCCAUUCUUCAUUGUAGAAGAAGGAGGAAAGGAAAUAGUAACAGCAGCUCCUCAGAGAUUCAAAGUUGAUAUCCUCCCAGUGGAUGAUGGUACACCUAGAAUUGUCACCAAUCUGGGUCUCCAGUGGCUGGAGUACAUGGAUGGCAAGGCCUCUAAUUAUAUUACAAAGAAGGAACUGAUGACGAUGGACCCAGACACAGAUGACAAACAACUUUUUUAUGAAAUUUUAAGUGGACCUAGCCAUGGCUUCCUGGAAAACAAGCUAAAGCCUGGUGUUACCCUUUCGUCCUUUACACAAGAGGAAAUAAACCUUGGUUUGAUCCGUUAUAUUCUGCGUGAAGAGAAGUACAAGGAAACAAUGGAUAAUUUCAAGUUUCUUGUGAAAGACACUAAACCAAAUGUGGUCAAUGACAACAUGUUCCACAUCCAGUGGUCUCUGAUAAGCUUCAGUCAUGUUAGUUACAAUGUGAGUGAAAAGGCAGGAUCCAUCAGUGUGACUGUGAAAAGGACUGGGAACCUCAACCAGUAUGCCAUAGUAUUGUGCCGCACAGAACAGGGCACUGCCACAUCCAGCUCUAGUGUGGGCUCCCGACCAGGACAGCAGGAUUAUGUGGAAUAUGCAGGGCAGGUGCAAUUUGAUGAGCGAGAGGACAGCAAGGCCUGUACCAUUAUCAUCAGUGAUGACCGGGUGUACGAGGGCAUUGAACGCUUCAUAGUGGAACUGAGUAUGCCUGCUUAUGCACUUCUGGGACAGAUCACUAAAGCCACUGUUAACAUUAAUGACACAGAAGAUGAGCCCACUCUACAGUUUGAUAAGAAGAUAUAUCGGGCCAGUGAGAGUGCAGAUGUCCUCUCUAUUCCUAUUGAGAGAAAGGGUGAUGCUGGAAGUGUUGUUUCUGCCAUUUGCUACACAAUACCAAAAUCUGCUAAGGGGAGCAGUCUUUAUGCUCUUGAAUCAGGCUCAGACUUUAAAUCUAGAGCGAUGACCAGUGAAAAUCGUGUCGUUUUUGGUCCUGGAGUCACAAUGUCGACCUGUGACGUCAAAGUGAUUGAUGACAGUGAAUAUGAAGACGAGGAAGAAUUUGAGAUAGCCCUUGCUGAUACAUCUGAAAAUGCCAGAAUUGGCAAUAUUGCUACAGCCAGAGUUGUUAUCGAAGGACCAAAUGAUGCUUCAACAGUCUCAUUAGGAAAUGUCACCUUUACUGUUAGUGAAGACAUAGGCUCUAUUGAGAUAUCUGUGCUCCGAAGUGGACCUGACCUUUCAGUGCCAACAUCAGUAUGGUGUGCCACUCGCCCUUCAGAUCCACCCUCUGCUACUCCAGGCAUUGAUUAUAUUCCUAGCUCCAAGAAAAUUGAAUUUAGACCUGGUAAAACAAUAGAGCACUGCACUCUGACAAUCCUUGAUGACACACAGCACCCAGUUAUUGAAGGACUGGAAACGUUUAUUGUGUUUUUAAGUUCUGCACAAGGGGCAGAACUUAUCAAACCAUUUGAAGCCACCAUAACCAUUAACGAUACCUUUCAGGAUGUCCCCAAUAUGCAGUUCAGUAAGGAUGUAUUGACAGUGAAGGAAAAGGAUGGAUUGCUUCAUGUUCCUAUUAUACGUACUGGGGAUCUGAGUUAUGAAUCCUCAGUGCGUUGUUACACACAGUCUCAGUCUGCACAAGUGAUGGAUGACUUUGAAGAGAGAAGAAAUUCAGAUGAUUCCCGUAUUACAUUUCUUAAAGGAGAAAAAGUGAAAAACUGCACAGUUUUUAUCAAUGAUGACUCCGUAUUUGAACCAGAGGAACAGUUCAAGAUAUAUCUCGGCAAUCCACUUGGCAGUCAUUGGAGUGGAGCCAGGGUUGGAAAGAUUGAUAUGGCCACUGUUACUAUCUCUAAUGAUGAAGAUGCACCAACUAUUGAAUUUGAAGAGUCUAUUUAUCAGAUCCGAGAGCCACAGGAGCCAGAUGGAGUGGCUACUUUGAACAUCAAAGUAAAAAGAAAGGGAGACCAGAAUAGGACAUCCAAAGUUCGUUGCAGCACGCGAGAUGGAUCUGCUCAGUCAGGCGUUGAUUACUAUCCAAAAAGCCGGGUUCUUAAAUUCAGUCCUGGUGUUGACCACAUCAUUUUUAAGGUUGAGAUUCUGUCAAAUGAGGACAGGGAAUGGCAUGAGUCCUUUUCAGUGGUUCUUGGUCCAGAUGACCCAGUUGAGGCUGUUCUUGGUGAUAUUACAACUGCAACAGUAACAAUUUUGGAUCAGGAGGCAGCAGGGAGUCUGAUAUUACCUUCGCCACCUAUAGUGGUAUCUUUGGCUGACUAUGACCAUGUGGAGGAAGUCACCAAAGAGGGUUCAAAAAAAUCUCCAUCUCCUGGGUACCCAUUGGUAUGUGUCACACCAUGUGACCACCACUUUCCUAAAUACUCCAUAAUGAGGGAGCGAUGUGAGGAGGCCGGGAUCAACCAGUCCACGAUUUUAUUCAGCUGGGAAGUGGCAGCGCCCACAGACUCAAGUGGGGCCCGAUCUCCUUUUGAGACGAUAACUGAUACUACCCCUUUCACAAGUGUCAAUCAUAUGGUUCUGGAUAGCAUUUAUUUCAGCAGGCGUUUUCAUGUACGCUGUGUAGCCAAAGCUGUGGAUAAAGCUGGACAUGUGGGCACACCACUGAGAAGCAAUAUUGUGAGUAUAGGAACUGACAGUGCCAUCUGCCAUACACCAGUAGUAGCAGGCACGGCAAGAGGAUUCCAGGCCCAGUCUUUUAUAGCCACUUUGAAAUAUUUGGAUGUCAAACAUAAAGAACAUCCCAACAGAAUUCAUAUCUCAGUGCAGAUACCACACCAAGAUGGCAUGUUACCUCUCAUCUCUACUAUGCCUCUGCAUAACCUGCACUUUCUUCUCUCUGAGUCUGUGUAUCGCCAUCAGCAUGUGUGCUCCAACCUUGUCACCAUCCGUGACUUGAGAGGCAUUUCAGAGGCCGGAUUCUUAGAUGAGGUGACAUAUGACAGCAUCGCUGUGGGUCCUGGUUAUGACCGACCAUACCAGUUUGAUCCUAAUGUGAGAGAGCCAAAGACUGUGCAAUUAUACAAACACCUGAACCUGAAGAGCUGCAUUUGGACCUUUGAUGCAUAUUAUGACAUGACUGAACUUAUUGACGUCUGUAGUGGUGCUGUAACAGCUGACUUUCAGGUGAGAGACUCGGCCCAGUCCUUUUUAACCGUUCAUGUUCCCCUCUACGUAUCGUACAUAUAUGUGACUGCACCCAGAGGAUGGGCAUCACUGGAGCACCACACAGAGAUGGAAUUCUCCUUCUUCUAUGACACAGUCCUCUGGAGAACUGGUAUACAGACAGACAGUGUUCUGUCUGCUAGGCUCCAGAUCAUUCGCAUAUAUAUUCGUGAAGAUGGACGUCUGGUGAUAGAGUUUAAAACUCAUGCCAAAUUCAGAGGUCAGUUUGUUAUGGAGCAUCAUACAUUGCCAGAAAUUAAAUCUCGUAUUAUUGCUCCUGAUCAUCUGGGUGGCAUUGAGUUUGACCUUCAACACUUGUGGAGCGCCCAGACUUUUGACUCUCCAUAUCAGUUGUGGAGAGCAACCAGCUCAUAUAGCAGGAAGGACUACUCAGGGGAGUAUACCAUCUAUCUCAUCCCUUGCACAGUACAGCCCACCCAGCCUUGGAUUGACCCUGGAGAUAAACCUCUGGCCUGCACAGCCCAUGCGCCUGAAAGGUUUCUUAUUCCCAUUGCAUUCCAGCAAACGAAUCGUCCAGUACCAGUAGUAUAUUCAUUAAACACAGAAUUCCAACUGUGCAACAAUGAAAAGAUCUUUUUGAUGGACCCAACUAAGACUGAAAUGUCCCUGGCUGAGAUGGAUUAUAAGGGGGCCUUUUCCAAAGGGCAAACACUAUAUGGAAGAGUACUGUGGAAUCCAGACCAAAACCUCAAUUCUGCGUACAAGCUGCAGCUGGAGAAGGUCUACCUUUGCACUGGGAAGGAUGGAUAUGUACCUUUCUUUGACCCUACUGGAACUAUAUAUAAUGAAGGAACUCAGUAUGGUUGUAUUCAACCUAAUAAAAAUUUGAAGCACCGUUUUUUGCUCUUGGAUCGAAACCAGCCGGAAGUUACUGAUAAAUACUUCCACGACGUUCCGUUUGAAGCUGGGUUUGCUUCAGAUCAAUCGGAUUUUCAUGCUAUGGGCGGUAUGCCAGGAGUGGAUGGGUUUACCAUGAAAGUUAACGCCCUGUAUAAGGUUGAAACUGGGCAUCAGUGGUACCUUCAAGUUAUCUAUAUUAUUGGACCAGAGACAAUGGCAGGACCCAGAGUGCAGCGAUCUCUAACCUAUCAGCUGAGACGUGGACGCAGGGAUCUAGUAGACAAGAAUGGGCAGCUAACACUGGAUGACUCUUUGAUCUAUGACAAUGAAGGAGAUCAAGUUAAGAAUGGCACAAACAUGAAGACUUUGAGCUUGGAAGUGGAAACAGCGGCUACAGCUGCAUCACAAACAGGCGCUUCCAUUGGAAGUGCAUUUGCAGCCAUAAUGUUAUUGAUGCUUGUUUUCUUGUCUGUGUGCCUCAUAGUACAGAAAUGCAGAAAGAAUAAGAAAAAGAAGCCACCUAAGGAUGUCACAGAAGAAUAUCCACUAAACACCAAAGUGGAUGCUUCAAGGAAAAAUAUUGAACGUGUGGAAAAGAACUUAAACAGACAGCAAUGUACUGUAAGGAACAUCAACCUUCUCAGUGAAAGUAAAGAUAGCUAUGAGGUCAAAGGCGUCAAGAUCAAACAGAAGAACUUUGAAGUGAAAGUUCACAAUAACUUACAUGAUGGGACAGAAGUUUGAUGAUCUAUGGGCUAGCACAAAAAUAUAUUUUGAUACAAAAUAUCUGCUCUUUUAUACAAAUUAAACAAGAGAACGGAGCACCAGUAUUUUUCUAUUAGUGAAAAGGGAAAGUAAUAGAGUGAUGAACGGAUGUGCAGUAUGUACUUUGACUCACAACUGAGCUACCUCGUUACGCCCAUGCGUGUGUGAGAUAUCGGGAAAAUGUUGACAUUUUUUUUUGUCCUUUUUCCCCUAGUGAUGCACUGCACAUAUAAAACACUGCCACCAAAGGUCAAUCACAUGUCAUUGUAUUAUAAUUAAUAGCUUUACCUGCACUGUAUUCAUUUUAUAGCAAGUGAUCCAACCACUAAACACAUUAUUUUAUGUUUUUCAUUAUUUUAUGUCAUUAUUGUAUACUUUCAAAGUCUUUGUCUCUAGGAUGCAAAUAUUUUCCAUAUACCAUUUUUACAUUUUUUUGUGAUACGUUAAAAUAAUUCUGAAAAUAUCAACACAUCUUUUUUAUGAAGGUUAAUAGGGAACCCAUACUGAUAUGCUUAAUUUAUUAGGUUUCCUGUAGAAUAUUAUUUUAGGGUUAAGAGGACAAUUCUCCAAGAAAAAUCAUUAAAGUUAACCUACAGUAUGUUUUAACUUUUACACCCCUAUCAAGAAAGUGAACUAGACCCACCGAUUUAACAGUUUCCCAAAGCAGUUACUUUCAAGGCAUAUUGUGAAUGAUAACUUAUAGUUUGCUUAUGUUUAGCUUUAAACUGAGCUGUCAAGCCAUCACAUGGCAACUGCAGAUCUAACAGAGGCUAAUAUGGCCAUUUCCUUGGCUCUAAAAGGAUGGGAGGCUUUAGUUCCACUGUAGGUGUAUAUCUGGACAAAAUAAAAAAAAUGUUCAUAUCUGCUAUGUUUUGUCUCUUUAAAAAUGCUGCACAUAUAGAAUAAUAUAUAUUGAUCUGCCAGAAAUCCAGCAAUCUGCCAGCUUACUGUACUGAGUUAGCAACUUUCCCCUGCUGGACAACAAAAUACCCCCUUUCCUGGUGUUGUGGAUAUGAUAAGAUAGGGAGGAGUUCUUCAGUGCCGAAGGGAAGAACAUAGGCAGCAUUGCUUGGGGUUUAAGUGCAACAGGGGUACUGGAUUUCUGGCAGAUCACUGGGUAUUUUUCUAUACGUGCAGCUUUUUUUUUAAGAGACAAAAUUUGCCCAUAUUACAGAGAUGUACUAAAUUCUUUUUAUUUUAUCCAAACAUACAUUUCAAUGAUGACAUAUUCUGUAGCAUUGUGGCAACUUUUUUAUUAAUUUUAUAAGUUCAGAAUAUGUCUGAAGGCCUUUAUUGUGCUUACUACUGAGCAUAGAUAGAAGGUGGUAGCAGGAAGGAUCAGCCUGCAGACUGAAAUAGGCUACAUUUGUGAUAUUCUAGGAGGAAUAAAUAUUAUACACAAAGUAUUAUUUUAUGAGGUAGAACGGCACUGUAAUAUGUGUAUGGUUGCCUAUAAACCUGCAUUAUUGUUCUUGUAAUUUUAUGGAAAUAGGCUUAUUUGUUUCUAAAACACUGGAUUAAACACAAUUAAAAUGAGUUUGCAGAAGCAACAUCAAUAAUUAAAAUUACUAAUAAUUUGUAUUUCAAAUAAAAAAUUAACAUACUUUUGAAAUAUAUAAUACAUUAUUAGUCUACAUUUUUACAUUGAGACCUCAAACCGCUGUCUACUACUGUAACUUUUAUUUUACAUUAAAAAAAUCUCUCUUUUUUUUGUAACACUGGCAAGUAAUUAAAUCUGCAUAGAUCAGUGGAGAAAAAAACUAUUUUCAGGCUCUAUUAAUUAAGCAUAUUAAAACUCAUAAUGCUCAAUAGAAUUGAUAAUUAGACCUCAGUGCCAAUUGGCUUUGCUCUGCUGUGAAGCUAACAUCUAGAAAUGGUGGAAAGUCUAUGGACCUAACAAAAAAAUCUUCCAUACUGUAUGUUAGUUAUGAGUAAGCUGGUUAGGCUACACUGUCUAUAAACUAUUGCGCACAUAUGUGUAGAGGGAAAAAAACUACUGCAAGUGUAAUUUGUGCAGGUACACACUGGAAUACAUGGAGCAUAAAGGGUCUUUUUUGUUUGGCAAGGGAAGGGAUGUUGCACAUCUUACAAAACUACUACUGAAAAUACAGCUUGCAAAAAUGCUUUUGGAAUUUAGUGGUAACAAAAUACCUAUUUAUCUUAAUUUUUAUAUUUUUGUUUUGGUAAGAAGGAAAUAUUCACUAUUGAAAACGUGUUUCUGCAUAUGCAUUGGAAUUUACAGAGCAAAAUGGAUCCCUCUACUCAUUUUUUUAUUUUUGUUUUCAUGGUGAGAGAGUUGUAGAGACAGUUUUAUGUCAUGCACCAACUCGGCUUCACUUUAAAAAGGCUCCCUGCUAUUAUAUUAUGAUUCUCACUACAAAAAAAAAUAUUAAAGAUAUUUUUAUAGACAAGAAUACAUGACAGGUUAUUUUUGUACACGUUCUAUGCAAUAUGUAGUUUGCCUUUAGAAAGACAUUUCCAGUAAACUUCCAGAUUGGUAUUUAUUUAGACAUGGAAACAUAAUUAUAUAAUCUCAGUAGUCAAAACAAAUGAAUGAAAACAUAAAGAAAAUCUGAUUGCCUACUGCAUUAUUUUGUGCUUUUUUUAUAUAAAAUUAUAUAAAUGAAUCUCUAAAUCUGAAAAAAAAAGCCUAAACAACAAAGAUGAAAAUAAGUCUGUACUAAAAUUUUAGGAGGUCACAUACAACCAAUGAAUAAUAUUGUCUGGAUGUUCCAAGUUCCCCUAGGUUCAUGUAAUAUUUUAUUUAUGGUCCAACAAGCAUUCAAUUUUUUUUAUAUAAACUGCAGAGGGUAGCAAGAAUCUAUAUUAUUCAUUAGAGCCAGUAUUUUGUGCCAUGUAACAUUUUUUAACUUAUUGCAAUUCCAAUCUUUUCAAUGCCUUACUGUAUGUAGAAACUCUGAAAACACAACCUGAAGCAUUAUAUUGCCUCUUGUUUUUAGCCUAGACUAAACCCAGAUUGUAUAGCAUGGUUGUCAUUUUGCCUUUCUUGAAAUGCUGGGGAGGUUGCUUUGGACAGUUGUGUUGUUGGAAUAAAAAAAAUGCUGGAAAAUGAUGUGAGUGUGCACAGAGCGAAACGCUCACUAGGGGAGUACUGAGCUCCUCUCACUCACUAUGUGCACAAGACGAGUCUUUGUAUGAGAUGACUCAGUAUCCCAGUUAUGGUGCUUUAAAUGUAGGAAUACCAACGUACCUAUUGUUUUUAUAUAUACAUAUAUAUUGUACCUGAAAUAUAUGUGCCAUGAAACAUUUAUAUUAAUAAAGAGAAUUUUGGUAAUAUUGA